GGGAAUUUAGUAACAGUAUCUACCACGGUUACCUACCUGGCACAAGACCACAAGAGAGCUGAUAUUUUUGGAAUUCUGGUCGGUGGCUUGUCAAAUUUGUUAGGACUUUUUAGGGCUUUGGACUUCUGCCUUCCGAAGUACCGGCUCGGUCCCAGAGUGUGUCAAGAGAAGAUUGAGCAUAAACCCUGAGCGCGAUAUUUGUAUCAAGUAUACUUUACUCUAAUCGGGGGUUGCUGUGAAGAGAAAAUCAGGCCAGGUUAAAUGCUAAUUAGCCCAGACACCGAAUUAGUGAAAGAAAUGAUAGAUUUGGGUGUCUUCACUAUUCGGGAGUGUUGUGAACUCGUUUCCAUACCGCCAUAAUGACCGCUGGGGGUCUCACUGCUGAGAAAGACAGAGAAGAGUCGCAUUCAUAUAUGGUUGUGGCAUCAACAUUAUUCUAAUGACCAUGCCCUGCUGUUCGGCCGCCCUCCACCUAAAAUUGCAGCUCUCUCAUUAGUUGUUUGGACGCGUUACGGCACACGCUUACAAAUUCAGUCCUUUGCGUCCGGUGGCAAUUUUUUUGUUUUUACUUUCGAUGCAUGAGAGUUUGAGGUUUUCAGCCGCUGAGCAGGCAUCCUAAAAGGAUCAUUUGCAUUAUGGCUUCGGAUCUAGAAAAGAACAGACGGCGUAUGAAACAGCUUUUGGAGAAACCUGGGAAUGGAAACUGUGCCGACUGCGGAGCCGCAGACCCGGAGUGGGCAUCCUAUACCCUGGGUGUGUUCAUGUGUCACAGCUGCUCAGGCCUCCAUAGAAACAUUGCUCAGAUCAGCAAGGUGAAGUCUGUCCUUCUGGAUCCCUGGAGCUCAUCUGAGGUGGAGUUUAUGGACUCUGUGGGUAACAAUGCUGCCAAGGCCAAAUAUGAACAGAUAGUUCCUGCCUUCUACUACCAGCCCACACACAAAGACUGCACGCUCCUGAGGGACCAAUGGAUCCGAGCCAAGUAUGAGAGAAAGGAGUUUUUGUGUGUGGAGAUGCAAGAGCCCUACUCGGCAGGCUACAGGGAGGGGUUUCUAUGGAAACGUGGCAGAGACAACGGACAGUACCUCAGCCGGAAAUUUAUUCUGUCAGAACGGGAGGGUGUUCUGAAGUACUUCAACAAGCAUGAUGCCAGAGAGCCCAAGGCGAUAAUGAAGAUCAAUUCUGUGAAUGCCACAUUCCAGCCAACUAAAAUCGGCACUCCCCAUGGCCUGCAGAUAACCUAUCUGAAGGACAACAGCACCAGGAAUAUCUUUGUUUACCAUGAGGAUGGAAAGGAAAUGGUGGACUGGUUCAAUGCCAUCAGAGCAGCCAGGUUUCACUACCUGCAGGUGGCUUUUCCUGGGGCUCUCAUCUCUGAUUUGUUGCCAAAGCUAACCAGGAACUACAUAAAGGAGGGUUACAUGGAGAAGACUGGUCCAAAGCAUACAGAGGGCUUCAAGAAGAGGUGGUUUACGAUGGAUGACAGGAGGCUCAUGUACUUCAAAGAUCCACUGGAUGCUUAUGCACGAGGCGAGGUGUUUGUUGGUGGUAAGGAGAACAACUACACUGUGCUUCCUGGCCUCCCACCUGGCAUUCAGGGCUACCACUGGCAGUUUGGAAUUACCAUAGUGACCCCAGACAGGAAAUUCCUUUUUGCAUGCGAGACUGAAGCGGAUCAGAAAGAUUGGAUAGCUGCAUUUCAGACUGUUAUUAACAGACCGAUGCUUCCUCAGGAGUAUGCAGUGGAGGCCUAUUUUAAGCACAAACCAUGACUGUCUCAGUGACUGAAGAACUACUGAUGCAGGAUAAGGAGCAAGAAGUGGAGCUGGAAGAAGAAAAGGACCUGAGAUAUGUACGUGACAUCUCAUAAUCGAAGCUCUUGUAAAAUGAAUUGUGGCAGAGAAAAGAACUUACAGGUGAGACAGCUUCAGCUGCAGUUACCAUUCCCACAAUUUACUCUACCUGUCAUCCUGCUCAACUUCACUUACAUUAUGUGCCAGACCCAUUUUUUAGGGAGUCAGAAUCACUUGUUAGCUCCUGAAUGUUAGCCUAACUCACUCGUCUGUCAUGUCAUGUGACUUACAUACUUGAAACAGGUUAGUUAUCCUGACCUGAAUGUGCAGAAGUUAUAUAUGUAUGCCUUUUGUGUAGGAAUCAGAACUGUUGCUGCUCAGACAUGAAGACAUUUCACUGUGGUGGUCUCUCUAUCAUAAUGAAUAUUUUCCUUGAAUUUCAACCUAGUCUACAAACUGUGCCAUUCUGGCCAGUUAAAGGCAUACUAAAAAUAUGAUCUGACACAGGACUGUAUUAUGUUGGUAGGAAGGAAUAAUACAUAGUCUACUGAUACUCUCACACAUCCUCACAUUUAUUUCCAUGUAUGAGUACAAUGAUAUUUAUUUCUCAAUUAAUUUAUUUUUUUUAACUGUCUAAUUUGUUAUCUGCAGCUUUCAAUGUUAAUGGUAUCAAGCACUGCAGGUACAGUAAGCCAUUUGUGCUUUUUGUACAUCUUCAAACAGCUGAAUGCAAACAGCUUAGUGUGAGGUUUAUUACUAGUUUAUUAUACUCCUUUAUCUAAUUUUUUAAAACUAUAAAAACAAUGGGUUAAGCGUUUGCGUUCAUGUCAUAUUAUUAUUUAUCCACUAGAGGGAGACAGAUGAAAGGUUUUUAAACUUAUUACGACCUCCUCACAAAAACUCCAGGACAUCGCUAACCUCCUCAAACCAGAGACUGGAUCUGAGGGUGGACAUGUUAUAUAAUUUGUGUGCUGAGGAGAAAGAUGUGAAGAUGUUCUUGAACAGUGCUGAGAAGAGAGCAGUUCAUUCAGAUAGAAAGAGCUGGGGUCAAGCAAGUAAUGUGAGCACAAAUCUGUCCUGCUUUAGUGUCACUAAAGACGCUAGCUAUUUGCACACACUGUUUUGUGACAUGCUCUAAACUCACUGAAGUCAUGUAAGAGGAGAAUCUGUGUGUAAUCAAAUCUGAAAUAUGGUCAUUAUUAAAAGGGUAAAAGCCA
Molecule: messenger RNA, 3007 nt
Organism: Lates calcarifer (barramundi perch)
Lineage: Eukaryota; Metazoa; Chordata; Actinopteri; Centropomidae
Product: arf-GAP with dual PH domain-containing protein 1
Exons: 11
Coding region: 636-1769 (377 amino acids)
Biological process (GO): positive regulation of GTPase activity
Cellular component (GO): intracellular membrane-bounded organelle; plasma membrane
Molecular function (GO): GTPase activator activity; phosphatidylinositol bisphosphate binding
Source: RefSeq, a predicted model, not a curated record